ACCCACCUAUACUUCCUGCCUGGCCAAUCAGCGUUUUAAUAAAAUACAUGAUUGACAGAAUACAGAUAAUUCUCCCGCACCAAUUCAGAGUGUGGUUAGGAACUGAGCUGAUUCAGCAGGGUGGAGGUAGUAGUUUUAUUCUAAGGUUCUGACCUCACUAGCCCUGAUGGGAGAGAAUAUAAAUCAUUAGUCUUUCUGAGUCUGAGUUCCUUCACUCAAUAUAAUCUUUACUAGGUCCAUCCAAUAACUUGCAAGUUUCAUGAUUCCAUUUUUGAUUAAAGAUAAAUAGCAUUCCAUUUUGUAUAUGUGCCACAUUUUCAUUAUCUACUUUUCUGUCGGAGGACAUUUAGGAUGUCUCCAUUUCUUGGCUAUUGUGAAUUAGACAGCAAUGCAACUGCUGAGACGUAUUUGAGGAGUAGGGUGUCAACUCCAUUGAGCAUAUAUCAAGGAGUUGUGUAGCUGCGUCAAAAGGUAGAUUUAUUUUUAGUUUAUUGAGGAUUCUCUGUACUGAUUUCCAGAAUGGCUGCAGCAAUCUGCAUUUCCAGCAGAGACUGAAGGUUCCCCUUCCCUGUGACCUCACCAGCAUUUCUUGUCAAUUGUUUUGUUGAUCUUUGCCAUUCUGAUUGGAAUAAGAUGAAGUCUCAAGGUUGUUUUAAUUUUCAUUUCCCUAAUUGCUAAGAAUGAUGAACACUUUCUGAGUUAUUUUUAGCCACUUUUACUUCUUCUAUUGAGAUCUCUCUGUUUAGACCCUUUGCCCAUUUUUUAAUUGGAUCAUUUGUUUCCAUGACUACCUGUUUUUUGAAAUCCUCAUGUUCUGGAUAUUAAUCUUCUGUCAGAUGUGUAGGUGGCCAAGAUUCCCUCCAACUCUGGAUCCUUCACGCAACUGAUUGUUUCCUUAACUUCUGCACAAACUCUUAACCACUGGGCCAUCUCUUCAGCCCCAAGAGUGGAUCUUAAAGUUUCUUACCACAAGAAGAAAAAUGAAAAAGCAAUAACAAUUUAAGGUGAUGGAUACAUUAAUUGCCUUCAUUAUGGUAAUAAUUAUGCAGUGUAUCUGUGUAUCAAAACAUUGCCCUGAACACUGUAAGUAUAUGCAAGUUUUAAUAUACUUUAAAAAUCUUGAAAACAUAAUCACAAUUCACUAUUUUCAUAGUAUUAAGAGAUUUUGUUAAAUAAUAACAUUUUUUCCUAAAAGAAGGAAACUCCAUUGGCAAAAGGAUGGAAGUAUGUUUGAAGAGUAAAAACACAGGUUCUGGCGACAGAAGGACAGCCUCCUUUACCUCUCCUUUGAGCUCUACCGCUGAAUCAUGGAGUCACCAUCUGAGGAGAAAAGAAGGAGCCAUGUCAUCACUAUAGACCCAAAUGAAACCAUCUUGACUGCCUUUCCUUACAGACCUCAUAAUUCCCUGCUCGAUCUCCUGAAGGGGGAGCCAAAAGUUUUGGGGGCUAUCCAGAUUCUUCUUUCUCUGGUCAUUGUGGGCCUUGGGAUUAUAUUAGCAUUUAAUUUCAUCUUUUUCUCCAAAAAAUUUCCUCUCGUGAUCCUCACAGGAUAUCCAUUCUGGGGAGCAUUUUUUUUUUUUCUGGCAGGAUUCAUCACAGUGUACAAUGAUAAAUUAAGACAAAAUCCGAGACAAAAAGUCACAACCGUGAACAUCCUCAGCUCGCUGGUUGCAUUAGCUGGGAUUGCCUUGAUCCUCAUCAGCUUUACACAGCAGCACAAAUUCUGUCAGGCGCCCUCCCUCGAAGGAACGUGUGUUGUAGGCAGAACGCUUCUCCUUGGAAUUUUGUCAGUUUUAUUAAUCAUCACCAUAGCGGAGUUCAGCAUCUCUUUGACUAUUGCAUCCUUAAGAAGCAGUUGCUGGACCAGUUCAAGAAAGGCUGUAUUCUUCUUCCCUUCAGAAGUUCCUCAAAAUACUGAACAGCCUGUGCCCGAAGAAAAUAAUCCAUUACAAUUUGAGUUUCAAGGAAAAUCUCCCAGUGAUAAUACAGCUUCAAACAUAACAACCAUGUUUUUAGGGGGUUAUGCUUUCUUCAAGUUAAGAGGCUUAAGAAAUCCUUCAGCUCCCAAAAAUAUCUCACGGAAAAGUGAUAAGGGUACAUCUUCUAUGCAUGUUCCAGAUGAACAGGAGACUAUUCCUCCACCCUCCUUAGAGGAAGAAACUAAACUGGAUGCUUUACCUCCCCCAUUAACACCAAAGUCUUCAGAAAAUAUUCCUUCCCAGAAAGAGUCUAGCAAUAACCUGAAUGAUGAGGAUCUAGAAUCUAUUACACAUCAAACCUCUGAUCUGCAACCCAAAUUGAUUGACAACCAAAAUAUGUCACCCAAAUUUCUAAAAACUCCAUCUUCACAUAAUUUAUCCCCUUUGUUACCUGACAGUUUAUCAACCCAAACAUUAAUGGAAGCUCUGUCAACACAAGUCUUACAAUCUAAACUCACAUCAUCCCGUAUUUCAAUGUCUUAUGAUCUGACAUCUGAGGACUUGCCUUCUGAAGACAUACCAUUUCAAGAAACCCCAUCCCAAGACAUGCAAUUCCAAGAUCCACUGACUCAAGACAUAUCAUCCCAAGAGACUCAAUCACAAGAUAUUCCAUACCAAGAUACACUAACUCAAGACAUACCUUCCCAAGAGACUCCUUCCCAAGAGACUCCAUCCCUAGAGACUCCAUACCAAGAACUGUCAUCCCAAGAUACUCUAUCUCAAAAUACUCUAUCCCAAGAAACUCCAUACCAAUAUACUCCAUCCCAAAUGAUUCCACACCAUUAUACUCCAUCCCCAAAGACUCCAUCUCCAAAGAUUCCAUCGCCAAAGACUCCAUCCCAAGAAACUCCAUCCCAAGAUACACUAACUCUAGACAUACCAUCCCAAAAGACUCAAUCUGAAGAAACUCCAUCACAAGAGAUUCCCUCUCAAGAAACUCCAUCACAUGAUAUGAAAUACCAAGAUGUACUACCUCCAGAAAAAACAUCGCAAAGCACACAAACCCAAGAUACAGUGGCCCACGACACGACAUUCUCAGAUCUUCAAGCACUAAACACUCAAGUUCAAAUUCAGCAAGAUCCAGAAAUAUUUUAUAGAGACAUUCGAACAGAAGUCAUGGAACUGACUCAAGAAUGGAUGUCUAAUAUGAGCAAGAAACCCCCAAGAAGACUUUCCUUAUCCUUGUCAGGCAAACAUGGAAAAUUCUCUUCCAAGAGACAUUCCCUGGACCUACAAAUCAAAGGUGACGAAGCCCCAAGGAGACAUUCUGUAGACUUACAAAGGAAAACUUCAAGACGGAAAUCCAUAGAUCAGCAAAUCAAAGCCUGGCUAUCCACAAAGAAGCACACCACAGAGAAACAAGAUGCAUAUACUCAAACCCCAGAGCUAUUCCUCCACCAGCAAGCUGAUCAGCAGCAGGCCAAAGAGGAGGAGGUUCCAGUACAACAACCCCAAGAUGAGCAAAGCAAAGACGAAAAAUCUGUAGAAGAGCUAGGCCCAGAAGAACAGCUUACUGGCAAGAAAGAAGAUCAGCAGUCUGAUAAAAUGCAGUGUCCAGAAGAACAAGUUCAACCAGCUGAAGACCAGCAGCCUCUAGAGCAGAAAGUUCCGAAGAGCCAGUCCCCAGAUUUGCAAGAAAGACAGCAAGUGCUAGUAAGGAGAGCCCCAGUGCCAUCAUGUCUGGACUGGGACUCUCAAAGCUUUCAGUUCACAGAAAGGUCAUGUUCAUACUGGUCAACUCCAUCCUGGCAGCCUGUUAGCCUGGGAUCCCAGGACUGGAGAAGUCAAGGCUGGAGAAACAAAGAUUGGAAAGCACAAGAAUGGCAGUUUGAAAUACAGCCUUCCCUGGACUGGGAAUCUCAAGAGUUAUUAGAAAGAGAAUCCUUAAGGCAAAGGGCACUAUACCAAGAAAUCCAACCCCGCAGCACCAUAGUCCAACACACCCAAGAUCGUCAAUUGCGUAACUUUAUAUUUCAAGUGGGUCUGUGUCAAGGUAAUGACCAACAAUCUGGUGUUUUAAGAGGAGAUAUGUAUGCUGCAGAUGAUGUACAAACAAGAGACAGGGAACCCCAAGACAUAGAAGAUACAUGCCAGAAACCAAAAGACCAGCAGUCAGAAGACAUACGGCCAGCUAAUAAUCCUGUUUCUUGUCAGAGCUUGGUUCCAUACACAUAUGUAACUUGUUUAUCCAAUAUAGCUUCAGAGCAAGAGGUGCAGAACAAUACGCCCUGUUCAGACUCAUCCAAAGAUCUGAAUGCCACUUCUUCCUCAUGGUAUCAAAAAGAUCAACAGCAAUCUGAGGACUCAGACUGACAUACACAUCUAAUCAAAAACCACAGACCCCAGAUAAUGGAGCCAGAUGAGGAUGAAGCAGCUGAUUCUCUAACCUGUGCUUGCUGUCUAAUUCACUCACCAGAGAUAAAGGGCAUGCAGGACCUUCAAAGAACUCAUUCCUUUUUAAAACAAAAUGAAAACAAGCCAAAUGUCAAGACUAUAUCAAAACCUUCUGGGAGUGAAGAAAUAAAUCUCAUCUAAGCUAUAAAA
This is a messenger RNA of Myodes glareolus (Bank vole), 4523 nucleotides long. It is a transcript of the gene Ms4a14, whose product is annotated as membrane spanning 4-domains A14. Lineage: Eukaryota; Metazoa; Chordata; Mammalia; Rodentia; Cricetidae. Gene Ontology annotation, cellular component: plasma membrane. The record is from RefSeq and is a predicted model, not a curated record. Gene Ontology annotation, biological process: cell surface receptor signaling pathway.